AUGUGUACAUGGAAGGGGACCAUCCCCCUGAGCACAAUGGUGCCUCUCAAAGUGGUGUCAGUGGCAACGCUGUGUCUUGCAGCGACUCUCUUGCUCCAGGUUGAUGCUCGUGUUUUGACCAGUCCAACCAGGGACCUCCUUGCUUCACUCAACAACGGCUGCGACGGCGGGAGCCCCACCUGCUACACAAACAAUGGUGCGGACGGCUACUGCUGUCCCGAGGGUUACAACUGCUUUGCCAGUGACAAGUUCUCGUGCUAUGAGGCGAGCGGCUCGUACCCCAGCGAGCCAGACCUCAUUGUUGGCGAGAAUGUUGCGGGCGGCGGCGUUUCCUCUGGCAACUCGGAAUUUCCCAGCAGCAGCGACCCAGAGUGCAAGAACACCCCUGGACGCAGCAACCCCUGCUACUCCACUGACGGCAGUGUGAACGUGUGCUGCUCCAAUGCUUGCGGGCCCACAACCAAGCAGGGCUACCCCACCUGCUCAGGCCAGUGCUCUGGCCCCUCCCAGCUGCUGUACGUCUGGGCCGGUGUCAGUUCCGAUGGCGCAAACUCCAGCGCCCGUGACUACGUUGGAGUCGUCUCCAUUGACCGCAACAAUCAGUACGGCAAGCUGCUGUACCGCGCCGAGAUCCCCUACGCCGGCACCGAGGCGCACCACAUGGGUCAGUCCCCCGACAACAAGUUCCUCGUCGCCGGGGGGGUGUUUUCCAGCGUCCAGGGACUCCCCCAGGUGUUCUUCUACGACAUCGCUGACGACCCGUACCACCCGCUGUACACCGGUGACAUCGACCCCAAGAAUAGCGGCAUCACCGACCAAGUCGUGUUUGACAGCCAGGGCCGCGCCAUCAUCACUCAGAUGGGCUCCUACACUGGCGGCACCCCCGGUCGCCUCCUCGAGGUCUAUCCCCCCUUCCCGACCGACCUCGCCUCCGGCCUCAAGCCCGCCUUCGCUGAAUACGGCACGGGGGGUCCCGGCGAGGACACAAUGAACCCCCACGGACUGGACGUGAACGCCGACUCGACCAUCGCAAUUACCGGAGACUUCAUCGAGCCCGUUUCGCUCUUCGCGGGAUCCCCUGACCAGAUCAAGUUCCGCGACACCAUCCGCAUCUGGCGCCGGAACGUGAACGGAAGCACCGGGUGGACCAACACCAAGACGUUCACCGUGCCCGGGGCUGGGGGCGUGCAGGACGUGCAGUUCAUCCCCGGCGAUGCCCAGCAGCGCGCGCUCGCGACGCUCGUCAACGGCAACGGCCUGGCGCUGGUCAACCCGACGACCGAGACCGUGUCCGUCGUCUACAACUUCGCCAACGAGACGUGCGUGCCCCACGUGUCCGACAUUUCCAACGACGGCAAGAAGUACUUUGUUUCGUGCAUCGGCCUCGGCCAGGUGUGGAUGAUCGACAUCUCCAACCCCGAGGCGCCCUUCAAGCUCGACGCCAAGGACACCGGCGGUCCCAGCUCCAACCCCCACUUCGUGCGCCUCACCCCCAACGACGACCGGUUGUUCGUCUCAAACUACUUCGUCACGGCCGGGCUCGCGUCGUCCCCCGGCGCGCGGAAUGUGCUGUCGUUCAACGUGGGGGCGACCAGCCUUGAGGCCGACACUGCCUUCGGGUCGCUGUCGUUUGCUAACGUUGUGGACGACAACGGUGUGCAGACCAACUCCCGCCCCCACGGGAUGACGGUCAACUAUCUGAGCUGCUAGAGGAGAGUUUUGUCGAACUUCAUGAGGCUUAAUGAGAGGUUGACCUUUUUUCUUGGUUAGUCAGGAUAGCGGUUAGUGAGAACGUCGACUUUUUGAGGUGCUGGAGUGUAAGAAUCCGGACAUACCCCUUCUUGACUUUGUGGCUCAAUUACCUAGUAACUUAUGCCAUAGACAUACUUAUGCCAUAGACAUAGCGCAGUUUGUACCUCCAAGUCAAGUUGGUGUGGGCGCAGUUUGUACCUCCAAGUCAAGUUGGUGUGGGCGUAAGUCGUCAGUACUUAGUCAGUUGAGUUUUAGUUGAGUUUUAGUUGAGUUCAUUGAGUGCAUUG
Molecule: messenger RNA, 2039 nt
Organism: Klebsormidium nitens
Lineage: Eukaryota; Viridiplantae; Streptophyta; Klebsormidiophyceae; Klebsormidiales; Klebsormidiaceae
Source: the annotation of a GenBank genome assembly